Molecule: messenger RNA, 261 nt
Organism: Staurois parvus
Lineage: Eukaryota; Metazoa; Chordata; Amphibia; Anura; Ranidae
Source: the annotation of a GenBank genome assembly
CUGGCAGCACUGCUGGGCUGCACUGGUGGGUGGCACUGGUGGGCAGCACUGGUGGGUGGGCACAGGUGGGUGGCACUGGUGGGCACAGGUGGGUGGCACUGGUGGGCACAGGUGGGUGGGCACAGGCAGGUGGCACUACUGGGCACAGGUAGGUGGCAUUUCUGGGCACAGGUAGGUGGCACUGCAGAGUGGCACAGGUGGGCGGAGCUAGUGGGCGCACUGCUGGGCACAGGUGGGCGGAACUUGCGGGUGGCACUGCUG